AUGUUGAAAUUAGCUGAUAUCACUGCUUUAUUCAAAUCCAGUGCUAAUUAUCAAAUUAGCCAACUCGAUCCACAACCAGCAAAUUUUAUUGAAUAUGGCUGGGCUUGGAUUCUUCAAAGUUAUGGAGAGUUUGGUUUAUUCUUAAUUUUUUAUACUGCAAUGGCUGUUUUGUAUGCAAUUGGUGGCUUUAUUUUUUAUCUUUUUGAUAAAUAUAAACUUUUCCCAAAAAGAAAAUUACAAGUUACUAAAUAUCCAUCAUCUUCAGAUAUCAAAAAAUGUAUUGAAAAUUUAGUCACCAAUUAUAUUUUAGUUAUCUUACCAUUGGGUGUAUUAUCCUUCCCAAUGACCAAAUAUUUAGGAAUGACUUAUACCCUCCCAUUACCACCAUUUUGGAGAUUUUGUUUAGAUAUUUUCCUUUGCUUACUUGGUGAAGAUUUCUUCCAAUAUUGGAUGCACAGAGGUUUCCACUACCCAUGGUUCUAUAAGAAUGUACAUAAAGAACAUCAUUAUUAUUCAGCACCAUUUGGUUUUACAGCAUCAUAUGCCCAUCCAGUCGAAGUUGUCUUUUUAGGAUUUGCAACCUUUGCCCCUGCUUUAAUGAUCAGACCACAUUUCUUCACUUUUUAUUCUUGGUUCAUUAUUCGUCAAUUAGAUGCAGUUCUUACUCAUAGUGGCUAUGAUUUAGAAUUAUUCCCAUUAAACCACAUGCCAUAUUGGGGUGGUACAUCAUUCCACGAUUAUCAUCAUAAAGAAUUUACCUGUAAUUAUGCCUCAAGAUUUACUUUCUUAGAUAAAAUGUUUGGAACAUAUAAGGAAAAACCAACUUCAAGUGGCGCACCAAAACUUGUAAAAUCAGAAAAAUCAAAAUAA
Dictyostelium purpureum is the source of this 870-nucleotide messenger RNA. RefSeq lists its product as uncharacterized. The transcript has 4 exons. Gene Ontology annotation, biological process: sterol biosynthetic process. The record is from RefSeq and is a predicted model, not a curated record. The coding region runs from base 1 to 870 and encodes 289 amino acids. NCBI's taxonomy places the organism in Eukaryota, Evosea, Eumycetozoa, Dictyosteliales, Dictyosteliaceae. Gene Ontology annotation, molecular function: iron ion binding; C-4 methylsterol oxidase activity.